Molecule: messenger RNA, 1541 nt
Organism: Tigriopus californicus
Lineage: Eukaryota; Metazoa; Arthropoda; Copepoda; Harpacticoida; Harpacticidae
Exons: 4
Coding region: 533-1450 (305 amino acids)
Cellular component (GO): membrane
Molecular function (GO): sulfotransferase activity
Source: RefSeq, a predicted model, not a curated record
UUCGUACUCUAUACUUGAAAUAACAAUGUAUAACGUAAGUUGUUGGCAACUUUCUUUUCUGGAAAGGCUUAUGAAAGGCUGAGUGAGUUUCUAAACUGGAAGUUGCGUCAUACUUCUUCAAGUAAUGCAAAAUUGACUACCAUAUUUUUACAUUAUUGUCGACUACUCAGCCACUAAAGAGUACCAUAGCAGCUAAAAAGUGAAAGAAAAACACCCUUAUCGCAAGUUGUAUUGUAAAGUGAAAUCUGAGACAAAAAAAGACCGUCAGUGCAAGGUAAAAUCUGGUUGGAAUCAAGCGAUUGGUUGAAUUUUGUCUAGUAAGCAGCAGGUAAAAAUGAAGUCUGUCCACUCUUUCCUCUGUUGUAAGAAGUGACAUGAACAGAUUAUCUUGUCGAAGGUGCUCGACUAACUUAUUUUGGAUCAUCAUCUAUAGUGUUUUCAUUGGUUACGUGAUUUACGCCAAUUACUACGGCGAAGCCCCAGAGGAGCUCGUUGAGACAAUAAAAGAAUUUAAUCAAACCCGAACAACAUAAUGAAUGCUCAUCAGCCAUUAUUCAUAGUGGUAUAUUUAAGCUUCGUUCUCCUGGCCUUGGCGCAAGCGGGUAAAUUCAGGCGCUUCCAAGAAGAGAUCAUCCAAGACGACCUCGAAAUCGAAGACGUUCUGAGGAACCGAGCUCUGCGAGUGAAGCAAGUUUGUAACAAAUACUCGGACAUCUCCUUACCGGAAAGCUUUGACAAGCGAUUGAAUAAGUUCCAUUUGCACUACCAAAAUGAGAAGCAAAUGCCCAUUGGCGAUAGUGUCGCCUUCGAUGGGUUCAAUCCGAAGUGGCAGCUUUGCGCUCCAAGACAAGUUUUGAAUCCGGAGAGCCUCGAAAAAUUCAAGGCUACCCUUGACUUAGAGUUCCCGAGCAAGAUCAAAGGAAAUUUGAACGACACAAAGUUGAUAAAAAAGCGCAUGAAAAUGUUCGUCGUGUCACAUCCAUUGGAACGAUUGGUGAGAUCAUUUGUUGCCCUGACCAAAGUGGAAAAUGACGUGAUCUUGGAAAAAGUUAAAAAGACGUAUGGAAAAUUUACGUUUAAGGAAUUUGUUGACUUUCUGGUACAUGGAGGCAAAAAAUUCUCGGGCUACGCUGAAUUUUAUAGCCAAUGGCCGUUAACAUCGUUGUGGACGCCAUUUUACCAGAAUUGUCCGGCUUGUAACCCAGAUUUGUUUCCCGACUUUGUUUUGAAAACUGGUGAGGAUUUGGAAACCGAAUAUGAAGUGUUGCAAGAAAUUGUGGGAUUGGAAGAUAUCGAUGCUCCCAAGGCAGAUGCUGUUUCAGAUACCACGCUCAAGAUGAUGUAUUCGCAGAUCACCAAAGAUGAUCUAGAUGGCCUUUGUGAUAUCUACAGGGUUGACAUGGAGAUGUAUCAAUUUUCACCCGCGAAAUUCUACUCCAUCGUUCAAUAAGAACCUGAAACCCGGAUGAUCAAUGCGGAUUGCAUGUCCAUAUUGAUCCUGUUCAGUACCAUCGAAUUAAAUAUAACCGCACUAGCUGCCA